AUGGUCUCGCCGGCCUCCGCGGUGGCGUGCAAGGCGCCCUCUCCGCAGCCUGCGGCUGGAUCCGGCAAUGGGUCCCUUUUCGACUCCCUUUCGCAGAGGCUCCCGGGGGGCGGGGCGUGUGUGCCCGACAGAGAGGAGCGUCCACGCAUUACUCAGUCACUUUUUAGAAACACGCGUAAAAAAACGAGGGGAAGAGAAAUCGACGCCUGCCAUGAGCGGUCUUCAGCACGGAUCUCAUUCACUACACGCGUGUCCGCGCGCGUCAAGCAGCCCCACGCCCGGAUUUUCCGCGUGCGCCAUCCACACGCAACUGCGAGGCGCGCUAGCUGUGCGCGCACGCCAACACGACGGCAGCCUGCCUGCCUGCCUCCCUUUCCCUCCUCCGGCCUUUCCCUCCGGCUGCUGACCCCCGGCCGGCCCCGCCGAGCUCCGCGCCCCGCCCAGGCCCCGCCGGCCCCCGCGGCGCCUCCCACACCCACCCGGGUUCGCGCCGGCGACGCGGCUGCUUUCCGACGCUCAGCAAGGGAAGCGCGCCGAGGUCGGGACCACCGAUCGGGCCCGGAACCGCGUGGCAAGCAGCGAGGACGGGUAGGAAGAGGUGGGGGCGACCGAAAGCAACCGGUGUUUGUGUGCGUCUCUGAACUUCUCGGAAAGCGCUUUGCCAAAACAGUCAUGGACUUGUGGUUCCUUCUGCCUCUGUGUGGGAUCUUGAUAGGAUCUGCAGUAGCAGAACCACCACAACCCAAGGACAUUCCACACGACCCAUUCAAUUAUGAUUACCACUCGCUGAGAAUUGGGGGGCUGGUUUUUGCUGUCGUCCUGUUCCUGCUUGGCAUUCUCAUUGUGCUCAGUCGACGUUGUCGCUGCAAGUUCAACCAGCAACAGAGGACGGGUGAACCUGACGAGGAGGAGGGGCCCCUGCGCAGCUCAAUUCGGCGUUUAUCCACAAGGAUGAGAUAGAAGAAGCCUGAAACUGGCUGCUCCUGACAUGUCGUUCCCCCCAUGAUCCAGUCCUGUCUCUGCACUGCACACAGCCCUCGCCUCCCUGCCCCCCAGCAAGCCGCCUGCCUUUUGCACCAAACCUGGCAAAACGCCAGGCCUGCUGUCUUCGUGGUGAUCCCAGCCUAACUUGGAAGUGCUUAGCUUGCUGUGAGACUCCGAGAGAAAGGGGUUGUCGUCCGGCGCAUUUUGCUCAAGCUUAGUCCUCAUCCUAGGCGAUGGGGGAUACUAAAUCUGCCUCCCUGGUGCUCAAACGGUUACGAUGAGACUUCCCAAGAGCGGUGGUAGAAAUGAUUUUCGGACAUAUCUAGGCAUAAAGGCUGGCAGCUCUGUCCUUGAAAAGAAAACAGAAGGGGUGUUCUUCUUCCAGAGAAGCUAGGAGCUCAUCCAAAGUGGGGGGUUGCUUCCACUGGCCUUUCAGAUUGUCACUCAGUGCAAUCUCAGUGCAAGUGCAGAGUGCAAGGCAGCCUUUUCUGACUCGGUGCGUUCCAGAUCUCGUUGGACUCCCAAUUCCCAUCAGACCUGGCCAGCGUGCCCAAUGGCCAGGGAUGAAGGGAGUUGCAGUCCUGACAACAUUUCGAUGGCACUGUUUUGGGGAAAGCUGAAGGUGAGCACUGUCUCCAGAAGUUGUUGACACCUGUCUGUCUCAAGAGACAAUGGAGUGUGCCUCGGGGGGUGAAGUCUAAUCGCUGUGUUAACAGCACCAGAGUGUCCUCCCCAGGGUGCAAGCCUGGGCAGUGUGUAUGGAGGUCCCAGGCUGCCCAGAUGGCAAGACCCCUCUCUCAGCCUUGCUGAUGUGGCCCAAAG
Molecule: messenger RNA, 1806 nt
Organism: Podarcis muralis (Common wall lizard)
Lineage: Eukaryota; Metazoa; Chordata; Lepidosauria; Squamata; Lacertidae
Source: RefSeq, a predicted model, not a curated record